Molecule: messenger RNA, 2928 nt
Organism: Adineta steineri
Lineage: Eukaryota; Metazoa; Rotifera; Eurotatoria; Adinetida; Adinetidae
Source: the annotation of a GenBank genome assembly
AUGUCAGCACCCUCCUAUCGCUAUCCACCUUCCACAAACACUUGUGGAAAUCGUGGUCAUGGAAGAAAACCUCGUUAUGAUACACGUAAUAAAGAUAUUGAUCCAUCAUCUUAUAUAACACCAAAUACGCACCAUUAUCAUCGUCGUCCAUUAUCACCAGUAUCAGUUGGAGAUGUAUGCAAUCGUGUUAGUAAAGUUUCAUUUGAAAAUAAUAAUCACACACACAAUAGUCGAAUACGUAAUCGUUCCGCAGAACCUCAUCAUCCGGAUAAACCUUAUGAUAAUCGUCCACCAUCAGUUAAUGCUAUUCGUUCUGUUGUACCUGAUCGAUCACAACAUGAACAAAUCCCAAUAUGUUUUCGUCCAGAUUCUGGUGGCACUAAAGGACAAGUUAUUACACUUUAUACAAAUCAUUUUAAAUGUAAUUUAUCUGAGACUCUUGCUAUUAAUCAAUAUACUGUUCAUGUAAAUGUAUUUAAACGUGGUAAAUGGUGUAAUGCAAAUAAACGUCAACAUAAUCGAUUUGAAAUAGUUCAAAAAAUUCUCCAACGAGAAGCUGACAAUUUACCAUUCGUAUGGUUUGAUGAUGGUAAUUUUCUUUAUUCACGAGAAUUAUUACUUGAUAGAGCUAGAACAUAUGAAAUAACAAUAAAAAAUCAAAUAUAUCAAUUAGCUAUUAAAGAUAUGUCAGAUCGUGUUACUGUUGAAGAUAUGUGGCAAUAUGUUCAAAGUAAAACACCAUGUAAACGUCCACAAGAUUUAAUUCGUAUGCUUGAAACAUUACUUAAACAAACAAUUCGUUCACGUAUGGUUUGCAUUCGAAAUCAAUUUUUUGAAAAAAAUCAAAUGUUAUAUGAUGGUGGACCAUUUCAAAAUAGUGGCUUUGCAUUAGCACAAGGUUUUUAUCAAGCGAUGUUUGUUACACAAAUUGGACCGACAUUAACAAUUGAUACAAAAUGUUCAUGUUUUUAUCGAAAUAUUGAUAUGUUACAUUUUCUAUCGAUUUAUCUUGGACGAGAUUUAAAAAUCAAUGGAGCUAUAAUGUCAGCUGAUGAAAAACGUGCAUUAUUAAGAAUGAAAUGUUUGGAAAUCAUUACUGUUGAAACUCGACAUACAUUUAAUAAAAUGGUUUAUAAUAUUCGUGGUUUUGGUGAUAAUGCUGAUCAACAUCCUGUAACAAUAGAUGGACCUGAUGGUGAUUCACGUAAAAUGUCUGUUGCAGAAUAUCUUGUGGAAAAAUAUGAUAUUAAAUUAAAAUAUCCACGUUUACCAACACUUGAAUGUGUUAAUAAAGGUGCACAAAAUUUAUCCUAUAUACCAAUUGAAUUAUGUUUUGUUGAAGAAUGGCAAAUUGUUGAUCGAUCAUUAAUGACAACAGAACAAAAUGCUGAAAAAUCGAAACGUUCGAUUUUAUUACCUGAAGUACGUUUUAAUAAAACAAUGAUGAUUGCUAAUGAAAGAAAUUUUAAUAAUGAUCCAUAUUUAAAACAUUUAUCAAUGACAAUUGAUACAAAUGAAAUGUUACAAGUUAAAGGACGUGUACUUGAACCACCAAAUAUUGUUUAUCGAAAUAAUCGUAUUGCUUCAGUUACAAUUGGUAAAUGGCUUAUGAAAGGAAGUCUCUUACAACAAACUACACGUGUUCAUAAAUGGGAAAUGAUUUUAGUUAAAGAUGGGAAGCGAGAACCAGGACAUAUGGAUAUGCAAAAAUUAGAAGAAUUUUGUCAUAUGUUACCAGAAACUACUCGUCGUUAUGGAAUUCAAAUGAAUCCGCAUUUUGAAACAAAAAUUAUAUCUCAUCAUCAAAUACGUCAAUGUAUUUAUGAUUUACAUGCUAGUGGUGCUGAAUUUGGUUUAUUUAUUUUGAUUGGUGAUUGUCCGGACUCUUAUCAAACUAUAAAACGUUGUGCAUUACAAGAAUUUGGUAUCAUUACUCUUUGUUGUGAUUUGGGUUCAAUUCGAAAGCAAAAUAAUCCUGGCAAACUUAAUGCUUAUAUUGAAAAUGUUGCACAAAAAAUGAAUGCACGUUUAGGUGGAAUUAAUUCAACUGUAUCAUUUAAAAAAAUAUUUGAUGAUCAACCUAAAUCCGAUGGUGAUGUUUUUAUGUUUAUUGGUGCUGAUGUAUCACAUGUUGUUGUUUCCGAACGUAAACCAUCAAUAGCAGCUGUUGUUGCAAGUGUAUCACCAACAUCAACACAAUAUAUAUGUCGUUCAAGUGAACAACGACCAGUAAAAGAUAAAAAAUAUUCAUUAGAAGUUAUUAAAGAUUUUCAACCUAUGACACGUGAUCUUUUACAUGUAUUUGUACAAACAAAUAAACAAUAUCCAACAAAAAUUGUUGUUUAUCGUGAUGGUGUUGAUGAAGGUCAUUUUCAAAAACUACUUGAUAAUGAAGUUCAAGCACUUAAAAAUGCUUGUUUAGAAGUCUAUGGUAAUCGUCCAUUACCUAAAAUAACAUUUGUAAUAAUAAAAAAAUCACAUAAUACACGUUUUUUUGCUCCCAAUGGUCAACGUAUAACAAAUAUGGCAGCAGGAACUGUUAUUGAUACAACUAUUGUACAUCCACGUCAAUUUGAUUUUUAUCUUAAUUCACAUGCUGGUGCACUUGGUACGAAUGUUUGUUCUUAUUAUCAUGUUUUAUAUAAUGAAAUUGAAUUUACAAGUGAUGAAUUACAACAAUUAACAUUUUGGCUUUGUCAUACUGAUGUACGAUGUACAAAAGCUGUUAAAUGUCCAGCAGCUGCACGAUAUGCUCAUACAGUUGCUUAUCAUGCAAGAUAUUUUGAAAAAGAACCAUAUCAAACAACAUCACAAUAUCCAUCAAAUCGAGAUACUGGACAAGUUGAAGAUGAUCUUACUUUAGAAGAUAUCAAAAGUAAUUUGAUCAUGGUUAAUAAAAAUGUUAAAAACAUGAUGUGGUUUACAUAA